Molecule: messenger RNA, 2040 nt
Organism: Strongyloides ratti
Lineage: Eukaryota; Metazoa; Nematoda; Chromadorea; Rhabditida; Strongyloididae
Exons: 6
Coding region: 1-2040 (679 amino acids)
Source: RefSeq, a predicted model, not a curated record
AUGAAUAUAAAUCUUGAAGACGGUGAAUUAACUCCUUCUCCAACAGAAAGAGAACCUUCAGUUUUGAAAAUACGUCAGUCUUUUCAAGGAUCUACAACACAUUUAGAUGAUGAUCCUGAAAUUGCCAGACUAUAUCAAGAGGCUCUUUAUACUCUUCCUGAUACAAAAAAUCAACGUGAAAUACCUCAUCGUUUCAAUGGACAAAUUGCAAAUGUUUCUUCACUACCAAAUCAUAAAAAAAGAAAGCGUAAACGUGCAAAAAACGUUCCUUCAUUAAAUCAAAAUUUCCUUGGAACUCAGAAAAAUAUAUAUCCCGGUGAAACAUCUCCAAAUAAAAUCAAUAGUCCUGUUAAACGUAAACGUGAUUCUUCAGCUUAUUCUAAUAGUGUUGAUUCUCGAGGAAAUGCUAAACGUUUCAAAUCUUGUAAUUUUAAAAGUAAUAUUAAUAAAAUUACUAAAAAACCAACACUUCCUAAAAUGCCUUCUUCUUUGGCUGCUGAAGUAAGCCGUUAUUUUAAUACAAAAGGUAUUGGUACUUUUAAUGCUGAAGAAAUAUUUGAAACUGUUUGGGAUAUGACAGUAAAUGAGCUUCGAAAAUUGGAUAAAAAAUGCAAAGAACUUCAUUUAGAAACAAUAAUUGCUGAAAAUAUGGUUCAAGAACAAAUAGGUACUGAGAAGCGAUAUAAAAGAGAAUUAGUUGAUAUCCAGGGGAAGUAUAUGAAAAAUGUUAACUAUACUGAUAUAUCUUCUGGAAAUUUAAGACUUCCUGCAAAGCUUAAUGAAGCAAUGAUGAAACAUGAUUGUUGUUUAAAAAUUUUAGAAGAAUUGAAAGAACAAUAUACUCUGAAAUAUAAUAAGUAUCAAGUUGUUGCUGUAUCUUUUAAAAAAUUUACCGCAUUUCACAAACAUCUUUUUGAGUACAAAAAAUUACAUGAUAAUUUUCUUAUGGAAUUGGAUUCUUAUAAUCAAGGUACAAAUGAUUACAAUAACAAACAUAAUGAAAGAGAUAUAAUUUUUGAUGAUGAAGUAAGAUCAGUCAAUUAUAAUCGAGAUUCUGAUCUUUCUGAUCAUAGUAGUGAUAUGUCACUCUGUUCUCGGAACUCUCCUUUCCGUCCACCACCAUCUCCACCAUUAUUUAAUCAAGAAAAUAAUUCUUCUUGUGGUCCUAUGAAUACUUUUUCUUCAUCAUCAUAUGGUCAUGAAAAUAGAAAUAAUCUUUUAUCGAAUUCACCAAUCUUUGACAAUAAUGAUAGAAACAAUUUUGUUAAUAAUUGCCGUGGUAUUGAAUUUUCACCCUCACUUGUGAAAUGUACUACAUCAGAUAGCAAAGAUAAACAAAAAGAUUUUAAUUUAGUCGACAAAAAUAUCUCCUAUGGUAACACAAAUUUUAACAGUCCUAAAUCUAUAAAUAAUUGUAUCGAGGAAGUUGUAAGAUCUGAAUCAUCAGUACAACCAAAUUCAACAUCAAAUUUAAAGGAUGGAAAUUCAUUGUAUGGUCGUGCUGGAUCGUGGACUAAUAUGCAAACAUAUACAAAAAAAAAUGAAAAUUCUGAUGAUUUAAAAAAACGUCAAUUAAUGGGUCCUGUACCUAUAAAUAAUUGUAGUAAUUUUUUCCCAUCUACUUCAUGUAAUGGUACCAUAUUACAACCUGUUCAUAUUAAUAAUCAUAUUGAACCUGAAAUAAGUCCACCAAAAGAUAAAGAAAAUGGUAUGACACCAGCUAUGGUUAAUAGAUAUAAUUCAUCCAUAGAAGAUAUAGAUGAAUUAUUAUGUUACUAUGAUUUGUAUGGUCAAUGUAAAGACAAUAAAUGUAAAAGUCUUCAUGGAAUGCAUAAAAAAGUUUUAAUGGAUUGUAUUGAUUAUUGUAUACGUUCUGAAGAUAUUUUUAUUAGCUUACCUAAGCCAAUUGAUGAAACAUUGGCAUAUUUUGUAUUUACAGUCUUAAGAGAAAAUAAUUAUAACUACAAAGAAACUAUAAAAAGAUUGCAAAAUUUUGUCAACAACGGGUAUAAUACCAGCAGCGUUAGGGUCUUUCAAUGA